UUGAGGGAAAGAGGGCGCCCUGUUUGCUCAGGAAGAUACAAGGAUUCCAACAAACUCCCCCUCCCCUGGUGACUGAGAGGCGGGAAGGGGAUAGCGACAGGGCGUUGGAAAGGACAGUUUCCUCAAAUAAAAAAACUCCGGCGGGGCUGAGAUACCGAGGAGGUUCCCGGUCCAGGACAAUUGGAAAGCAGCUCCCGGUGAAGAUGCUGCGCUCUGGGCUUUGCUUCACCUUGUUGUGGAUGACUUGCCUGGCUCUGGCCCGCAGGGCAGAAGCCGCAGCGUGUGAGCCAAUCCGGAUCCCCAUGUGCAAGCCAAUGCCCUGGAACAUGACCAAGAUGCCGAACCAUCUGCACCACAGCACCCAGGACAAUGCCGUGCUGGCGAUCGAGCAGUACGAAGGGCUGGUGGGCAUUCAGUGCAGCCCGGUGCUGCUGUUCUUCCUGUGUGCCAUGUACGCGCCCAUCUGCACCAUCGACUUCCAGCAUGAGCCCAUCAAGCCGUGUAAGUCGGUGUGCGAGAGAGCGAGGGACGGCUGCGAGCCCGUCAUGAGGAGGUACAACCACAGCUGGCCGGAGAAUCUCGCCUGCGAUGAGUUCCCGGUGUACGACCGCGGGGUCUGCAUCUCUCCCGAGGCCAUCGUGACAGCCGAUGCACCCGAAACAGUACCGGACCUGUCCGUGCAUUCUCCCAUUAAUAACUGCAGGAACCUGGGAGGCGACAGCUGCAAGUGUCCGCCAGUAAAACUCACUCAGAAAGUUUACCUGAAGAAUAACUACAAUUAUGUCAUUCGCGCCAAAGUGAAAGAGGUGAGAAAUAAAUGUCACGACGUCGCCACGACGGUGGAAGUGAAAGAUGUCCUGAAAUCUUCCCUGGUGAAUAUCCCAAAGGAAACGGUGACGCUUCACACGAGUUCGGCGUGUCUCUGUCCUGAAAUUAAAACCAACGAGGAGUAUAUUAUCAUGGGCUACGAGGAUGAGGAGAGAGCAAGAUUACUUUUGGUGGAGGGUUCCAUAGCUGUGAAAUGGAAGGAUCGACUUGGGAAAAGGAUCAAGAACUGGGACCAGAAGCUCCGCCAGGAUAGGAGAAAAGGGAGGAGCGGCCUACAAAACAGAGAGAAGCGUCUACAGCCCAGAGACACAGCAGUUGCAUCCAAACAGAGGAGCAAAAGCAGGAAUGCAAAGGCAGCACGUCAGUAAACAUUUUGCACGAGAAGUCCUUCGGACAAUAUAAAAAAUGUCUGCAUUCUUGGAGUGGCACAAGAAAAUUGCACUAUUGCACGUAUGUCCUAAUAACGACUAUGAAAUUUAGCUAUUCUAUAACUUUGUCUUUUUGUCCUUUUUUGCACGAUUAUUAGUGUUGUAAAAACGAAAGCAGCAUCGAAUCCCUGCACUGUCCUCGUUUGUGAAGACUGUCUCAGAAUACGCUGGGAGUGAGUUUGACGAGCUGCUAUUAAUCCGAUGGUACACAUUUAUUGCGUUUCUAGGUUACGCAACCCUGAGACUGUGGUCACAUAUUUCAUUGAAAGAAUGUCUGAACAAGGGUCUGGAGUGUGUAAGGAUCAGAAUGUUCUGGUAUCGUUGAUGUCUCAAGGCCAAGAUUGUUUAGCCCCUAAAAAACAGAAUUGUUGCAUGUCAGAUCUGAUGACCCUGAUGAUGAUGUAUGUACAAGUUGCUCAGUUAAGGCAGUAUUGUGAGCUAAGAAGCAUAGGGACGACCAACAGCACUUGUAAAACAAACACUGGAUAUAAACAUGCCAAUAUUAUUUGGUUGCUUGUUUCAUCAGCCUUAUCCAAUUAUAUCUACAAUUAGUAACAGAGAAAAACGUACAAACUGCAAGAUGAUUGUGUGAUAGAAAGAUACGAAGCAAAGCUUGCAUUUAAAUUAGUUUUAAAAUGUUAUGUUUUAUGAACUAUUAAAUAAAUAACUUUCAAAAUCA
Molecule: messenger RNA, 1935 nt
Organism: Chiloscyllium plagiosum (whitespotted bambooshark)
Lineage: Eukaryota; Metazoa; Chordata; Chondrichthyes; Orectolobiformes; Hemiscylliidae
Gene: frzb
Product: frizzled related protein
Biological process (GO): canonical Wnt signaling pathway; non-canonical Wnt signaling pathway
Cellular component (GO): cytoplasm
Molecular function (GO): Wnt-protein binding
Source: RefSeq, a predicted model, not a curated record